Geosmithia morbida is the source of this 2244-nucleotide messenger RNA. Its product is annotated as Chromosome segregation ATPase. The record is from RefSeq and is a predicted model, not a curated record. NCBI's taxonomy places the organism in Eukaryota, Fungi, Ascomycota, Sordariomycetes, Hypocreales, Bionectriaceae. Bases 1 to 2244 code for a protein of 747 amino acids. The transcript has 2 exons.
AUGGCCCCCCCGAUGGCCUUGGACGUCAACUUUGACAGGCGAUCUGGCUCCCCCGAAUCCUUUAUCAACUGCUGCUGUGGACGCCCCGAUUGCCCCUUUCUGAAAAAGAACUGCUCGGUGCUCGAAUCUGUCGAGAAGGAUGUUCAUACAGCCGCGCAGCUGGGUCAGGCUCUUCUCGCCCGCCAUGAGGCUUAUAUGGCCGAUGCCGAGCGGGACAGGUUAGAGUUGACGAGCCGAAUCGAGCGGUUGGAGAAGGAUAAGCACCAACUUGAGGCUGCCAACGCGACCAAGGUGGAGGAGAACCGUCAGCUCAGCGACCAGCUCGAGAUGCUCAACAGCACCGUCAGCGAGUCCGACACCAAGAUCCGAAGCCUCGAGGCCAGCUUGCUGUCGUCGCAACAGACUGUCCGUCGUCUCGAAGCCGCCGCGGCCCGUGCCGAGGAUGCUGAACGACACCUGUCCCUGCUGGAGGAGGAGCAGAUGAAGCUGCACUCGGACCUGCGGCUCUCCAGGGAGGAUGCCCGCACACACGCGCAGAGAUGCAAGGAAGCACAGAGAGGCAUCCUCGAUAUGCAGGACCAGCUGGAGCGCAUGGAGCAGGAGGCUCAACAGGAGCGGAAGCGUCACGCAGAAAUCAUCAGUCGCAUGGAGCGUCAGCGUGAUGUGGAGAAGCAGCUCGACACUGCCGCCGGCCGCCUCAAGGGCGCUGCCGCCUCGAAGUCGUUGAGCGUCCGGAAGGAUGGCAGCAGUGUCGUCAGCCACUUCGUUCGCGACCUGCUCCAGGACAAUGCCAGCCUCCAGCUGGGCAUUGCCGAGCUGCGAGAGAUGCUCCUCAAUUCCAACAGCGAGAUCCAGAUGCUGCGCGGCCAGCUCAUGAACCACCAACCCGCCGGCACCAGCCAAGACGAGCUUGUCCGCACCAACCUCCACGACGAUCUCGCUCCCCAGCUUAACAGGGAGACUAAGCUAUCCCAGGAGCUCCACGUCCACCACCACUACCACGUCCCUAGACAGGACGCCCGCAAACCUAAGAAGAAGCGCCAGGGCCUGACACCGGGUGGCUUCUACUCACCAUCCAUAUCGUCCGGCACUGCGACACCAGUCCCGUCCCUCACCACUUCUUCCUCUGCACGGUCAUUGGACCCCGACGGCGACGGAGACGAGCCCACGACGCCGGCGAACAACAACAGCAAGACGGAAAUUACAACCACGCCGACGUGGAGCGGCGACUCAGCGCUGGUGUCGGAAUUUACAUCGUCUGUCGCCAGUUCGCCGCGGUCCCACAGGGUCAGCUCCAUCUUUGACGCCUCGGCUCUGGGUACUACGUCGCCGGCAUCGCCGACGACUAGCUACGACCCAAUGUCACCCACGUGGCGAGCACACAGUAAGCGCACAUCCAACGCCUCACACCAGAGCAUACAGACUCUGUCGCAUACAGACCUGGCGCCGGACACGGCACUCGACUGGCAGACGCCAUCGGCUCAGUGCUGCGACAACAUCAUUAGGGAGGAAGACGAGGACAAUCUGGCGACGGGUGACAGGAUGGCAGAUAUGAUGCAACAUGAGAGCCCGUCGCGGAGUCGGCUACGUCGCACCGUCUCCCACGGCUCGAUCAUGUCACUCAAGGGCGGCCUGGACAUUCACACGCUCAAAUCCCGACCGAGUCAGAUGACGCUGCGUCCUAUCGGGGGCGUGCAGGCCGUGGUGACGGGAGUCACGGCUCAGCCAACCAUGUCUCUCUCUUCUAGCAAGCGGAGCGACGUGGCCUUGCGCGACCAAUUCUCGCGAACCCAGACGGCUCGAUCAGGUAGCCUCACGCCUUCGGCCGGAUCUGCGACGCGGAGUCCAUCCCCGUCAUCUUCCCAGCGUAGCCUUAAGGGCGGCUUGGGGAAGCUGGUAGGGUGGCGGCCUUGGGCGGGGUCUAAUGCCAGCUCGACCAACACGGCGGCGGGGAACAAGGACCUCCUGCAGCUACCAUCGUCACAACAGCCCAGCCCUGCGGGCAGUCCGGCCCCAUCGAUAACGACGACGGCGACAGAUACGGUCAGCGCCACCGGCAGCACGACGUCGGCAGCCAAGCCCAAGGAUAACAAGGUUGCGAGCCGCACGCCGGGUAUCAACCAGCCCGGCUCCAUCCCCGGCUUCCAAGAAUACUGGGCAUCGCAGGCACGCAAGGGCGCACCUGCCAAGGUGAAUGCUGAGACGAUUGACCACGACGCUCUGGCCGAGGGUCUACGAGGGUGA